Messenger RNA from Striga asiatica, 354 nucleotides. NCBI's taxonomy places the organism in Eukaryota, Viridiplantae, Streptophyta, Magnoliopsida, Lamiales, Orobanchaceae. The record is from the annotation of a GenBank genome assembly.
AUGGCUUGGGCUGAUAAACACACGGAGCAAAACACCUGCCCAGUUCAAACCAUUGGAACGUCCGGUAAUGAAAGCACUUUAACUGAAGAGACAUCAGCAAAGCGGGUCAAAAAGAAUAUCAAUGUUUUGCCUUCAGUUGCUCGAAUGCUUCAUGUUGAUCAUCGAGAUAACAAUCCUAACCCUGUUGAUGUUUUAUCUCUUGACUUGCGACUUAGUGAUGAUCAGUUACAAUGUUUCGCAUUAGUUGAAAUAGAGAAGUUAUUGCAGGCCAACGGAAAGUCUCUCAAAAACUAUAACGGUCAUUUUGCUGUCCAUUUCCUUAGCUCUGGUAGUAAGUCCAAGGAAGGUGUAUAA